Messenger RNA from Kickxella alabastrina, 620 nucleotides. RefSeq lists its product as uncharacterized. Bases 143 to 484 code for a protein of 113 amino acids. The record is from RefSeq and is a predicted model, not a curated record. The transcript has a single exon. Lineage: Eukaryota; Fungi; Kickxellomycota; Kickxellomycetes; Kickxellales; Kickxellaceae.
UUUUUUAAUAUAUAUAAACAUACUUAUUUCUCUAUAAUAUAUUUUCCAACUUCAUCGUUCAAAAGUAUAUUUACCUAUUUUGGGCCAAUAAACUAUUCCUCAGUUGUUUUCAAUCGCAUCUUGUCAAUAAUUAAACACAAAAAUGAAGUUUUCGUUUGUUGCCGCUAUUCUUGCCGUUGCCGCCUCAGCUAUUGCUGCCCCUGCUGCUAUGCCCGAAGCAAACCCUUCGCACCAGUUGAAUGUCCGCGCCAGCAUUAAAUACAACAUUGCUGCCAUCAGGCAAGCCAUUAGCUACGAUAACAGUGCGGCCAGUAGUCUCAAGGUUGCCAUUUCCAAGACCAACAAAGCGUACUCAAAUCUUAGCUCUUCUUCAGGCUCAGCCAUUACUGCUGCCAGAAAUGCCCACAUAAAAGCCAUUCAGGCGCAAAAGGCUGCACUGGCCGCCACUAAUGCCGUUGCUAAUGCACUCAAAAAACUUAUUUGAUCGAGUGGCAGAAAUAUCUGAUGUUGAUAACUUUAAUAUCCGUUUAAUAACAGCAGAUUAGCUUGACGCACUUGGCUAUCCUUGCAAUAUUAUUUUAAUUUGUUAGUGUCAAAUAAAAACUUUCUGUGCAACUCCA